AUUCGAAACCCUCGGAUAUACUUAGUUGUGUUUGUUUGUUUCCGUUGCAUUUGGAGUUCCAGGGCGAUACUGGAGAGCGCCUGGUCAGCUCCGCCUUGGCAUAGGUAUACAAAUAGAGCAAAGCCAACCUUCGACAGUUAGCUAAUAAAUUACUACAUAAAUCACAAUUGCUUAAGUGCAUGACACAAAAAUGCCACCAAUAUUACGAACGGGUGGGCAGAAGCUCGACAUCGAGGUUGCAGCGCCUCCAGGGUGGAUUUUCGCCGCAGGAGAUCCUAUCAUCGGCCAUGUCCUUCGUCAUACCUUUUUACUUACGCUUGACGCCACUGUGACUCUCACAUUAAAGGGCCGUAUAAAGUUUGAUCAUAAAGCAAACGAAGACGAAGAGCAUUACUACAACGAGGAACAAUUAUUGGGCACUACUACAAGCCAAACUCUCUUCCACGGGCCCCUACAUGUUCCGAAAGACAGCUCGUCUACGACCAUGGCUACUUGGCCUUUCUCGAUUGAGAUACCAACAAAAGUAGAUAGGAUCCGUCAUAAUAUCGCUGGAUACAGUGGCUUUUUAGAACCAGAUCAUCCAGGUGCAGUUUUACCAGGAACAUUCCAUGUGAGGUCUGGAAGUUGGUCUGAGUGUCUUAUCGAAUACUAUCUCGAAGCACAGCUAAAUUAUAUCAAUGGAGGCCACAGAGCGAAUGAAACUGCUGCAGUCUGUAUUUUGCUGAGCAAUCCUCCAACUGGAAGACUGGCGAAAUAUGAUCUUGAGCUACGAAAAAGUUGUCAACUGGCUCGCAGUUACCGACUCCUCCCUGGAAGACAAGACAUGGAUGAAUCGUUUAAGCAAAAAAUACGAAGAUUCUAUGCCUCAGAAACGGUACCCCAGUUCCAGUAUGAAAUUGGGGUUUGGUGGCCUUGUGUUAUGCAGCUUCAUAAUGAAAUGACAUUACCUUUGAAAAUUAGCAUGAGGGGGUUGGGGGAGAAGACGAGUAUCACUGUUCAAGGAGUUACGCAGCAUGUUCGGCUUAACUGGAUAAAACUGAAUUUAAUAUCCUCUACGACAGCACCACGAAAGAAAGGGGCCUGGAAUAAUGUUAAAUUCGAGCAUGACUACGACCUUGGCCUCGAAAAAGCUUUUGGGGAUCUAGAGUCGCCAAUAACCAUUCCUUUGACACCUCACUGCGAUACCAAAAGAUUAAACAUUGACGCUGAAGACAGUAACGGCGGGUACCAAACAGUCGAUAUUGGCGACCUGUUUCAGCUUAACAUUCGACCAAAUGGAUUAUACACCGGAAACAAGCUCUUGAGAUUGAACGCACCAAUAUAUCCCGAUCUUGUUUCAUAUAGCAUGAGACAUGAACAUAGGCUUAAAUGGAAGGUUUCGUUCACUGUUGCAGGAAUCACUGAGCAAAUCAAGGGCGGCUCGAAAGUUACGAUAUAUCCGUCUCCAUAG
Messenger RNA from Talaromyces proteolyticus, 1450 nucleotides. RefSeq lists its product as uncharacterized. NCBI's taxonomy places the organism in Eukaryota, Fungi, Ascomycota, Eurotiomycetes, Eurotiales, Trichocomaceae. The transcript has a single exon. The record is from RefSeq and is a predicted model, not a curated record. The coding region runs from base 191 to 1450 and encodes 419 amino acids.